UAAAAAACACACGCACAUGUUCACUAUUCAAAUAUGACUAAUUACCUCAGUAAAUAGUAAAAUGUGUAAAAUAAAAAAUCAAGACCAAACACUUCGUAUAUCCCUUUUUGUGAGAGCCAGUCGCGGACCAUGCCUACGAUUUUACACGUCAUACGCAAACAAUGCAAUUUUCACAACCACGGGCACCCAGUCUGAGAGUCCAUUCCGGGUAGCUAUGCUGCGAAUCGUUUGUAAUAAAGCCCGUGCAUGCCAACUUCCACAGCAAAAGACUUAGCCACCCCGUCGCCACGUACCCGGCUACCGACAACGAAACGGUCGGGUGUAGAGGUUCCUUGCUUUCACUUGUUUAAAAUGCGUGUGUCGGGGUAUUGGGGAGCAUGGCUGAUCAGCCAGCCCUGAGUACCUGAAAGGGAUUUCGCAGGCGGCAACACUUUUAUAUUGCCCGUUAGCGCCGAUUGUUUGCUGUUAGGAGUGGCGACGAACUACCUGUUAAGACCUCUCUCCCCCCGGUCUCUUUUUCUCAGCCUAACGGCAGUUAAAUGUGAUAUUAGCCGGUGGGGGACAUUUCCAGGACAGAUACCUACCCGUUGUGCUACGAGUCCUUGGAUACUAACUUUGCGAAUCUUCAUUGCUUUGCGAACGUGAUUGUGAGUUUUGUUUCAUUUAAAGAAAAAAAUCUAGUCAAUGUCGUUUAGCUGUUGUGUGUUCGGGAAAUACGGAUGAGGCAGCUACUCAACAUGUUUAAUGAGAAGUUUUAAUUCACCACCCGGUAUAAGGCUCGAUAAAGGUAAACACGUCAGUACACCUCAAGGGUCAUGGACUGAGGCCACCGACAACAAACUACAGAGUUACGAGACCUGUUCUUAGUUCGAUGGUGAACCCAACGGACUGUCAGCAGAUAUAAACUAAACAGAUAUCGAGUGGUGUCGCUUUGUGCUUAUAUUUUCGAAGAUUACCCUUUUCUAAGUAAAGAAGUAAUACAGGUAGAAGACACAGGUCGAUGAAGAUCUUUUCUUGCGACAAACACAUUUUCUGCUGGAUUUACUAAAAUUGCGGAGAUUGUCGAGUGAGACAUCGCGAUGGACAUUCUGUGGACAGAAAGUUAAAGCUCUAUCCAAGGUGUGAAGCCGCAAGCUAAGUGUCAGCUCGACAGUCACGCUUCAUUGACUAUGUGACGAAGCCAGGCCUCUGUCGCACGAUAUCAAAGAUACAGGCCAAGCAUGAAGCGAGUCACGUUUCACGUUGCACAGCAGACGUAAGGAGCUGCCAGCGGAGGGGUAGGGCGAGAAGGUCAAAGCUCACCUGUUCCCGCAAAUAGGUCACAACAACCACGAUGACAACCCGAGGGGCAGACAACUUUCUCGUGUCCCAGGAAAUGACGACACCAGUCAGUGACGUCACGGACGAGACGAGCUCGUCGUCACAUGACGAGACCAAGUCGACCAACUCUUCUCCUGGAGGCGGGCAGUCGACUGAGCACCGGCUGUACGUCGUCAACCGUGCAGGGACCGGUGAGGCGUCCUACCUGAUGCUGACAUCAGACCGGGCUGCUGUCGCCUCCUACCGGCUGCACACAGAAAUAUGGAAGCCCACCCUGGAUGUCACCAAUUUUGGCGUGGCUGUCGUCGAUAACUUCCUCUACGUCAUCGGCGGCUUCGACCGCCAGCGAGCCAGACAUCUGAGCCGCGUCGUCAGGUAUGACCCCUCAGAGGGCACGUGGGUGACCUGCGCGUCGCUGAACGUGGCACGUGCGAAGUUCGGCGUCUGCGCGAUGGGUGGCAUGAUCUACGUGUGCGGGGGAGAGAAGAGCGACGGCCGGGUGACAGGAAGUUGUGAGGUGUACGACCCGGAAGCGGACAGCUGGUCCAAAGCGGGUAUGCUACCCCAGCCCAGGGCCAACCCCGCAUGUGCCUCGCACCGCCGCGAACUGUACUGUGCGGGUGGCUACUUCGGAAACACCUCGCACAACAAUCUGUGGCUGUAUGAAGAUUACAAGUGGAAUGAAGUCGAUGUCCAUUAUCCUCAUCUAUUACCUGCCAGUCUAGACAGGUGCGCGGUACGGUGCUGGACAACACCUUCUAUUUCUAAGUUCUUUAGGAGGUACAUCUGCUGUUUGUCAGGUGUAAUGUCAAAGGUCAGGGGCAAGGACGACAGGCCGAUGUUCCUGACCGACCGCCGUGCCUUCUCUUACUCCACCUGCAUCUCCGCCAUGCCCAAGAGCUCGGACACCUCCGACCUGAUCUCCCCCUGGAACCUCAAGCUACCGGCCAUGAACCAUGCACGUCACAGCGCAGGCGCCGUGGCUCUCGGAUAUAAGGUCUACGUUGUGGGCGGUACCUCAUUAGAGACCGGCCAGCCAGUCAGAAUAGCAGAGUACCUCGACACGCGCACAGGAAUCUGGGAAGAGGACUUCAACUUCCGGAAAGGUGACGUCUCCAACGUGGCAUGCGUACUCCUGGCAGUUCCCAAGAUCCCCGUCAGUGAGCGCAAGGUGGCAUACAGACUGAAGUGGGUCAUGUGGUGACCUUAUUUUCGCUGAUCACGUGCUUGUCCCGAUGCCGGCUACAAAUGUUUAACCGACAAAAACUUCUUGGAGGACGUCUGUUCCGGUAAACCUCUGCAUGUCCGCUACACUCUGUGCCUUCAGCAAUGGAUUGAUGACUUCCGGCAUUUGUAGCAUCACUACAUUUGACCCCACGUUCUGAUGACGUCACCGGGGGCUUCCCGGAAACGACCUAACGACAACAGCAAAGACAUCAAGAAUUACUACAGCAGUGCGACGGUUUCUGCUGUUACUUCUGAUGCUUUUGAUAGAAAGAGCGCCAAUGAAGAGUGCUAAUAAUUUUUAAAGAAAACAAUGUUUGUCAAGGAGACGCUGUCUCAGGUUUUCAAAAAUGAACUUUUCUGUCCAAAUCUUCAUAUCAAGGUGCAUGAAAGUUUCGGUAGAGAUUCACGUGUAUGCAUGUGUAACCUGUGAAUACAAGGGAUUUUUUCGUGUUAGCAGGAAAAUACAUAAUCUGCUGACAAAGGAAAAGAUUUCCUGCAUAUUCGUGCAUUUCCAGUUACAAACGCCUUGUGCUUUUGGAAUGCAUGCAGCCACAUAAACACGGUCUGAAAGUACAGGGACACAUGAGUUAGUCAUCCUGCGAACCCUUUGUUAUUCAUCCUGAGAGAAAACUCUUUCAUAAAAAAAAAAUCUUUGCACAGUAGCUUAUGUUUCUCUUCAUACCUUGAGUGGUUCAGCUUCUAUUUAGUAAACAUUGAGGGAUUUUUUUUCGGAA
Messenger RNA from Pomacea canaliculata, 3281 nucleotides. RefSeq names its product kelch-like protein 26. Bases 1334 to 2524 code for a protein of 396 amino acids. The transcript has 9 exons. The record is from RefSeq and is a predicted model, not a curated record. Gene Ontology annotation, molecular function: protein binding. Lineage: Eukaryota; Metazoa; Mollusca; Gastropoda; Architaenioglossa; Ampullariidae.